CACAGUCAGUCUGCCACAGAGCUCGUAUCACGGUGUAUCAGCGGAGCUUCACUGACCGGCACUGACGACCGACCCACACCGCCAUGUUCAUUAAGGAGCGGCGUACCUGGAAAAUGCAGUUCCUCUGAAGCCCGUUCAGGGUCAAUCACUGCAUCUGUCCGUUGGUCACUGAGGGGAAAAAAGGAACCUAACCAGCCUCGGAGUUGGAGGAAGGACGGCCGAGCUUCCCUCUCAUCAACUUCUCUGUUUCCCAAAAGAUGUCAACAGCCACCGUCGACAGCGUAGGAAGAGGAACCAAAACCUCUAAAGCGUCAAAGGAUCACAAAAAGGUAGGCGGACGUCAUUAUUCAUUAUUCAUCAUUCACUUCUUUACAAACAGGGAGAGACCUGAAAGAGAUGUCCUCAUGCAGGACUUCUCUGUGGUGGAGAGCGUCUUCCUGCCCAGUGAGGGCAGCAACCUGACUCCAGCACAUCGCUUCCCAGAUUUCCGUCUGAAAACGUACGCCCCGCUGGCUUUCCGCUACUUCAGAGAGCUCUUCGGCAUCAAACCAGACGACUAUCUGUACUCCAUCUGCAACGAGCCCCUGAUCGAGCUGUCCAACCCCGGCGCCAGCAGCUCCUGGUUCUACCUCACCAGCGACGACGAGUUCAUCAUCAAGACGGUGCAGCACAAAGAGGCCGAGUUCCUGCAGAAGCUUCUCCCUGGUUACUAUAUGAAUCUAAAUCAGAACCCGAGGACGUUGCUGCCCAAGUUCUACGGCCUCUACUGCAUCCAGUGUGGCGGCGUCACCGUCCGAGUGGUGGUGAUGAACAACAUUCUGCCACGAGCCAUGAAGAUGCACUACAAGUACGACCUGAAGGGUUCUUCGUACAAACGCCGCGCUUCACGUAAAGAACGAGGGAAAGCCUCGCCCACGUUCAAAGACCUGGACUUCCAGGAGAUGCACGAGGGCCUGCACUUCGACCAAGACACCUACAACGCCUUGAUGAAGACCCUGCAGAGGGACUGUCGGGUGCUGGAGAGCUUUAAGAUCAUGGACUACAGCCUCCUGCUGGGGAUUCAUGUUCUGGAUCGUAAGCCGCUGGUCAGAGGGAGCCGAUGCGACAGCAGGAAAGGACAGAAGUUCCUUUACUCCACCGCCCUGGAGUCCAUCCGGGGGAACGUGAAGGACACAGAACCAGGGACAGACGAUGACACAUUGGGUGGAAUUCCUGCCAAACACAAAGACGAGAGCCUGCUCAUCUUUUUAGGAAUUAUCGACAUCCUUCAGUCUUACAGUUGCAGUGAAGACCGACGAGCCUCCAGUUCAACAAUCGCUCUUGACGAAUCUCCGCCGUCCCUCAACCGGAGCCUAUCAGAGACUGAGCUGGACGUCUACUUGCAUCACACAGUGUCACCCAGGCGACCCAGCUGGAGUUGAUCAGUCCAAGCGUCCGUAAACUUGAGGAGAAAUGAGCGAUGGAUCCGUUCCAGCGACUUCCACAGCAAAGAGAAAUCAGGACUUUGCAGCGGCGUAAACUCGACGCCGUUAUCAGUUUCUUCACUCUGUGCCUCUUUGACUUUUAUUGUUAAGUCAAACUCAACGUGCCAAAUCACUGGAAACCCCAUUAUUACUAUUAUUAUUAUUGUCAACUAAUUAGUGAUAGUUGGUCUUUAUGUGUGUUAAAAUCACCGAACCGCUGUAUCGAUGUACAGUAAAACACUAUGAAGCUGCUUCUUUUUCUCCGUUAUCGUGCACUUUGCUGCUAUUUCUCUUCUACUCUUUGCUCAUGCUUUCUGAUUUCCAUGAAUUUCUCAGCGGCUGGAUCCCUGAGGAGGAAAAACUGUCUUGCCAGGUUUUGUUUGCUGUCAUUUUUCGAAAAUUCAUAUUGUUUAAAUUAUAUUUAGAUAUAAAAAAUGUAGGUUUGGCUGCUGUGCAUAUCAUCAUGAUUCUGUGCCGUAACCCUACAUACCUUUUGCAUAACAUAUCCAAACAUCCUGCUUCAGUAAAAGGCAACUAGAGUUUUUGGGGAAGUUUUGAAGACAUUUAACCUUCAUCCAUGAGGAUUCCUCCGUUAAACCAACGACAAAAUCCGCAAAAAACAUCCCAACAUCAAAUUUGUCUCACAAAUUAGGAAGGAGGUAAAAAUCUGAUGCACUCUUUAGCAACAGAAGCUGAACAAUGUUGUAUUUUCAAUGUAAUGAGGCAUGUGUGGACCUAAAUGUAGAGAUUAAACAAUUACUCUACAAAUCUGUUCAAUCUCUAUAUAUAAAGGACAAGAAACAAACAAACUCAUUUAGGACAACAAUGACAACAUUCUGGACAGAGAAGACAACUGAUGUGAGAUAGGAGUGAAAGAGUUUAUUUAUAUUAAACUGGAAAGCCAUCUCCUGAACUGAGGAGGGGUUUACGACACUUAUCAGGUACUUAUAAUGCAGUUUUGAGGUCCCCAGUCAAACAGUUUAACCAUUAUUACAACCUUGAGGUAUUCGUUGCGUGAUGUAGGGGUGAGAAGCUAUAGUUCGACUUGGAUGAGAGCUAAAACAUCUUCAAGAACCAAAAACAAAAUCUAGUUGAACUGUACUUGAAGCACUGGAUGGCUGAGAUUCUACACAGAAAUGCAUUUAAAAAUCACAAUUUGCAAAGAAAAAAAAUAAAUCAUCGCUACUAUCAGGUCAAAGUUUUAGUUUUCUAACAAAAACGACCUGCAAAACUACAUUCCAAGUCGCCUCAUCUGCACACGGCGCUAAUUAGCAAGUGUUAGCUGCUAAUGGUGCUAAACUAAGAUUGAUGCGAUAAUAUUUCAAUAAUUUCCCAGGUCUGGGAUAAAUAAAGUAUACUCUAUUCUAUUCUAUUCUAUUCUAUUCUAUUCUAUUCUAUAAACCUGCCAAACAUCUGCAGGCUAGCAUGCUAAAGUUAGCAUUUAGCUCGAAGCACUGCACAGUUACAGAGCUGCUAGCGCGGCUCGCAGUGAUUCAACAUUUUUCAUCAUUACUGCAAACUAAUUUGUACAUUUUUUUCUUGUGAUGACACAUGACUUUAGGUUGGACAAAAUCUGUGAAUUUCAUGAACACAAAUAUAAAUUGUUGUUAUAACAUGACAUUAUUAGAAACUAUAAUAAAUAACAAGAAAAAGAGAGGACAGUCUUGGCUAUGUUGGCUCGUUCACAUGGUUUGACUGAGUUUAUUUUGCACUUGGGAUGUGACGGCCGGAUAUAAAGAGUCAUUAGAUGCAGAUUUGACCUUUAUUUGGAUUGAGUUAAAUGAAUGACUGUUACAAACCGUCCUGUAUCCUGGAGAUGAAAAAAAAAAUGACCAUACUGUGUGUUUUUCUGUCCAAUUUUUGUCCAUGUGCCUUAAAAAUCUGUGCUUUUAUGUGAUUCAUAGGCCUACAAUUGUAUUAUAGCAAUACUUGUAUCUGGGAAAUAAAUUAAUAUUUAAUGUA
Stegastes partitus (bicolor damselfish) is the source of this 3425-nucleotide messenger RNA. Its product is annotated as phosphatidylinositol 4-phosphate 5-kinase type-1 beta-like. NCBI's taxonomy places the organism in Eukaryota, Metazoa, Chordata, Actinopteri, Pomacentridae. Bases 258 to 1421 code for a protein of 387 amino acids. Gene Ontology annotation, cellular component: plasma membrane. The record is from RefSeq and is a predicted model, not a curated record. Gene Ontology annotation, molecular function: 1-phosphatidylinositol-4-phosphate 5-kinase activity. Gene Ontology annotation, biological process: phosphatidylinositol phosphate biosynthetic process. The transcript is spliced from 11 exons.